CCCCUCUCUCACAUAACGCAUCAAUCUUUUCCUUUUUCCUUUCUUUUCCUCUCCUCUUUUUCCCUCUCUUCACGCUGUCUUCAUCAUUCUCCUCUUUCUUUCGACCUGCCCAUGAUCCCUUCUCUCUCCCUUCUCUCUCCCUUUUUCCUCAUGGCGUAGCUACCAAGCCCACUAGCAGUCAAGGUUCUUCUUGCGUAACUUAUGGCAACCUUUGCUGGUUUCUUGGCCAAGUUCCUCUCUCUUUUCAUCCUCUUUCUACACCUUGGCUGCUUCAUUUUCUCCACCGCCGCCGGCUCCGGCGGUGAAGGGAGACAGCAAGGUGCCCGAAAGUCGCCGUCAAAGAAGCGCAAGGUUUCCCCUGUUUCCCACUCGCAGCAACCUUCUCCUCCUCAUCCUAAGUUCAAAACACGUAAGGCUCUUUCUUCUUCUUGGACCUUCAUCAAGCACCUUUUCUCCCCAAAAUCCUGCAAAACCAGUGACGUUGCUCAGGGAUCGCCGCAAUCCUCCGCCUCCACCGCUAUUUCGUCCCAGCAGUCUUUAGUCUCUCUGGCGCAAGCCGAAUCGCAUGUGCUGGAUCCUCCCGGCAAAAAAUCAUCGGGGUCAUGUCCAGAAUCCGAUAUCGCCGCCGACAACAACCACUUUUUCCCUCUCCGCAAUGACAUCUUCCCCUGCACCGCCUGCGGCGAGGUUUUCCAGAAACCACAAGUUCUCGAGCAGCAUCAAUCGCUCAAACACGUCGUGUCGGAGCUGGCGGAGACUGACGCUGGUCACAACAUAGUACGGAUAAUUUUCAAGUCGGGUUGGACCAACACGCAGAAAUGCCCCAGAAUAAGUCGGAUCCUAAAGAUCCAUAACAGCCCGAAGAUCCUCUCCAAGUUCGAAGAAUACAGAGAGACGGUGAAGGCCAAGGCCUCCCGAAACGGCGCAGUAAAGAAGGGCGACGAGCGAUGCAUAGCCGAUGGCAACGAGCUCAUGCGAUUCCACUGUUCUACAUUCCUCUGCGACUUGGGACUCAACGGGAAUUCCGGCAUUUGUGGCCAGCAAUAUUGUAAUAUCUGCGGGAUCAUCAAGUCGGGGUUCUCACCCAAACUGGACGGAAUCUCCACGCUAUCGACGAGCUGGAGGGCGCAUGUGUCCAUCCCGGAGGAGGUGGAGGAGGAGUUCAAGUUCAUGAACGUGAAGCGGGCCAUGCUGGUAUGCCGGGUUAUCGCAGGUCGGAUCGGCACUGAUUCGGACGAGGCCGACAAAGAGGACGGAGGUUUUGACUCUGUGAUGGCGCGUGGCGGAACCGGAGUUUACACCCGGCUGGAUGAAGAAGAGCUGCUGGUGUUCAAUCCUAGAGCUGUGCUCCCAUGCUUUGUGAUUGUGUAUAGCGUGUGAUCAACAGUGUCAGUGGCUUGUGAUUUUGAUCGUAUGGUGUUGAUGAUGAUCACGAGAGCUAAAGGCAACGACUGCUUUUUGUGUAGUUGGUUGUUGUUAUUGUUAGAGUAAUGCAGUGUUGUGAGCGUAGAGAGCUUUGUGAAAAAUUUCAGGCUUCAGCUUCUACUUCAAACAGAUCUUGUGCAAGAGAAUCCAAUGUCACGUGAUCAGCCAUAUUGGACCAUAUUUUAGAAAUUAUAUGAUGAUAUAACUUUUAAGUUC
Molecule: messenger RNA, 1641 nt
Organism: Prosopis cineraria
Lineage: Eukaryota; Viridiplantae; Streptophyta; Magnoliopsida; Fabales; Fabaceae
Exons: 2
Coding region: 202-1380 (392 amino acids)
Source: RefSeq, a predicted model, not a curated record